AUGAAACGUAGUAAAGCCCCAUCCCAACUCAAAGCCAAACGAAAGAGAAGUCAUUCAAGAGGCUCACAAAGUACUUUAGACUUCUAUUUACACGUCUCACCAAGUCCAAGCCAACAAGUCUCUCCUAUAUCAUUCAAAAAGCACCAAGAAGGGUUUCUUAUUGAACAGUGGAUCGACGAGGAAUUGGCAAAAAAACGAAUUGAGAAAAACAUUUGUUGUCUUGUGCAAGAAGAUGCAUUUGAAAAUGUUAUCAAGGACAUUUGUGAAGAAAAAAAUAUCGAAUUGUAUGUGUAUGAUUCCACACACGAAUUUGCCGAUAAAAAGUCGAUUGAAUUAUCACUUUCUGAGACUUCCGUCCAAGAAGUUUCACAAGACACGUUUGGUAAAACAAUAGUUAAUUAUAUUAAAGUAAAUACACAGGACGAUGUGGCUCAAAUUGUUCCCCACAUCACCCAACGGAUCUUUUUCGUUUUGGACUUCUCAUUUUUUAUUGUUUGUGAUUUAUCCCUAAUCCUCCCAAGAGUUGGGCUUUUUUUGCCCAACAAAACAGACGAUUUGUAUCUCAGUCAGCUUGUUGCUUCAUCGAAAAAAAGUCAAGUCAACUUCGAUAAAAAAAAGAUGGAAGACUUUCUCCAGAUUUUUGCGUUUUGUCAAAACAAGCAACUUUUGGCUUGUCAUUUCUUAUGGCUUCUCAAAAAUGGAGUGUGUUCACUUGGACUGAAAGCUGAAAAUGUCCGACCGAAUUUAUUAAUCAAAUUACUCAAAAAUGACGAGAUCACGAUCAGUGAAAUAGUUAAUUUGUGUGUGAGAGACGAGGCGUUACAAACUCAAGUCAUGAUGAAUGUACUAGUAAAUAAACCAUUACUAAUAGUACAGCGGAUUUAUGAAUCGUUUGUGUUGGCCGACCUUUUAAUAGCAAUGAGGAAGACCUUUAACACGGGAAUUACAAAUGAGACGAUCGCAAUCUAUAACGUUGUCGUUCCACUCAUCGUAUCAGACAAAACGGAAACCACAGAAGUCAGUGAACCACCAAUUUGUUCGUAUCACAACGAACAAAUGACCAAACUCAGUCUUAUUGGGGGACAACAUACAUAUUCUCGAAAACAAUUUUUACAGUACAUCUUCCCGUCGGUGAUGGAAGUGUUAUUGGAGGCUCGGAGUCUAGACAACACUAUCCUCAAAUUUUUGAAAAAAUUCAAUUUGGACCAAAAGACGUGGAAAUUUUUAAUUCAAAACACAAUCUAUGCAAAGAAACUGGCUUCAGCUACAAAACUCAGGCAAAAGGAUAUUUGGGAAUGCAUCACAAAAGUGUAA
This is a messenger RNA of Entamoeba invadens IP1, 1314 nucleotides long. RefSeq lists its product as hypothetical. The transcript is spliced from 2 exons. The record is from RefSeq and is a predicted model, not a curated record. NCBI's taxonomy places the organism in Eukaryota, Evosea, Mastigamoebida, Endamoebidae. The coding region runs from base 1 to 1314 and encodes 437 amino acids.